ACAAUCGACUUUCUUUGGAGUAAAGAAAGAAUGCAGCUCUGAUGAACCACUGAAAUCGAAUGGCCGGAUGGCGUCUGUGACUCCGAACAACAUUAAAUCGGCUGAUGUAUUCGAGGUCAAACGGAAAAGCGACAUCAAACAAGAGCCAGUGUCUGUUGGUGAAUUGGUUGACGUUUCGGUAUCGACUCAUCGUAAUACGGUACAUGUUCCUAGUUUCGAUGAACGUGACGCUGAAUACGAUUUUGAUAAGUUGAGUUUGGACGAAGCUAAGGCCGAGGUGAAGAACGAAUGUGACGAAAAGAAAGAAGAGAAGUCGAAGACAAGUACUGACAACGGGAAGCAAGCGAUGGUUGACCAACAAGACCGACAGCCGCCUUCACAGAAUAGAGAAGAUUUACGCACGCCUGAAAGUGACAAUGAGGUACACAACACACAGCAACGAGGUGGUAAAGCUCAUGGAAACACAUCAAAGCCACACAAAUGUGAGUUUUGUGAAUAUUCCGCUCAAUAUAAGUGCCUUUUGAAUCGGCACAUGUUGAAACACACUGGCGAGAAGCCACACGGAUGCACCCUUUGCCCGAAACGUUUCACAAAUAAUCGAAGUCUCCGUGCUCAUAUGAAAGUGCACGUCGAAGAGUAUUUGUUCCAUUGCUCAGGCUGCUUGCAAGGAUUCGAUGGAAAGGAAGAGAAGACAGAACACGAAGCUAAUUGCAAAGUUGUCCGCUGUGAAUGUUAUUUGUGCAAGGAUUCGUUUGGUUCAUUCAAGACACAGAUGGUGAAACACAUGCGCGUACACAGUGGUGACAAACUGUUCGAAU
Molecule: messenger RNA, 818 nt
Organism: Sitodiplosis mosellana (orange wheat blossom midge)
Lineage: Eukaryota; Metazoa; Arthropoda; Insecta; Diptera; Cecidomyiidae
Product: zinc finger protein 37 homolog
Exons: 1
Biological process (GO): regulation of transcription by RNA polymerase II
Molecular function (GO): RNA polymerase II cis-regulatory region sequence-specific DNA binding; DNA-binding transcription factor activity
Source: RefSeq, a predicted model, not a curated record